AAUGGCAAACUCUAAAUAUGAGUUUCACCAACCUGUCUUCCAAUUUUAGCCCUAAUAUCAUAGCCUCAAUCUUAUUGAUAUAUUAGGAUAAUUAAUUAGUGUUACAUAUUCUUCUAAUUCUAAUUCCCACAUUUUUAAUCUCAAGGUGUAGGUACACGUGAAGGUUGAAUUUCUGGCAUUUUUCGUAUACGCGAAUUGUUGAUUCUCUUUCACCUUACAGUAUUUUGUGAUAAUUUGUGUUAGAAUUCAAGAGAUUCUGAUAUAUAAUUAUGUGUGACACUAUUUCUGGACGUGUUAGUUUUGAACAACCGGUUAAAGGUAUUGAGAAUGAAAAUUUGGAGGAUGAAAAGUUGACAAGGCUUGGAUCCUUAAAGAAGGUAGCAAUAAGUGCAUCUUCUAAGUUCAAACAUUCCUUGAAGAAGGGGCGAAGGAAUAGUAGGGUUAUGUCUGUUACUGAGGACGAACUCGACAUAGAAGAGUUGCAAGCAAUUGACGCUUUUCGCCAAACACUAAUCCAAGAAGAAUUGUUGCCCUCAAAACAUGAUCAUCAUCAUAUGAUGCUAAGAUUCUUGAGAGCAAGGAAGUUUGACAUUGAGAAAACAAAGCAAAUGUGGGCAGAUAUGCUCCAAUGGAGGAAGGAAUUCGGCGCUGACACGAUUAUGGAGGAUUUUGAGUUCAAGGAGGUAGAUGAAGUUCUAAAAUACUAUCCUCAAGGAACACACGGAGUCGAUAAAGAUGGAAGACCUGUUUACAUAGAAAGAUUGGGUUUGGUUGAUUCUAACAAGCUGAUGCAAGUAACAACUAUGGAGAGAUAUCUUAAGUACCAUGUAAGAGAGUUUGAGAAGACACUCAAUGUUAAGAUGCCUGCUUGUUCGAUUGCGGCAAAGAGACACAUUGAUCAAAGCACAACUAUCUUGGAUGUUCAAGGAUUGGGUCUCAGAAGCAUGAAUAAAGCGGCAAGAGAUCUCCUCCAGGGGCUUCAGAAGAUUGAUGGUGAUAACUAUCCCGAGUCCUUGAACCGUAUGUUCAUCAUCAAUGCUGGUUCUGGAUUUCGGAUGUUGUGGAACACUGUUAAGUCCUUCCUUGAUCCCAAAACAACCUCCAAAAUCCAUGUACUAGGUAACAAAUACCAAAGCAAGUUGCUCGAAAUCAUUGAUGCAAGCGAACUUCCCGAGUUCUUGGGGGGUACAUGUACUUGUGCAGACAAAGGUGGUUGCAUGCUUUCGGACAAGGGACCAUGGAAUGAUCCCGAAAUCAUGAAGAUGGUUCAAAAUGGCGAAGCAAAUUGCAUAAUGAAUACUUUGUCCCGGAUCGAGGAGGAGAAAACAAUCAUCACAGAUGAAACAUUGUGUCAAAAGGAUAUUAAGGAAUGUAAUUCUUUCAAAAAAGAAUAUGCUCUCGAGGAGGCGUGUCAUGCUAUCGCAGAAGUAGCAAAACAAUGUAAUAAUGUAUAUAAGUUCGACACCUUGGUCUCAAUGAAGGACAAACCAAUGUCUUGGAAUGAAGCCAUACAAAAUGAUCAAAAGGCGCUUUCUAAAGGUGCAAAUUGUUCUGCUGGCAACAUUUUCAAGACUUCAACUAGAUUUACAAAUCAUUUUGCUGGCGGAGUCAUGGGCAUUGUUUUGGGGCUCAUUACGUUAAUCCGCAUGACACGGAACAUGCCAAAGAAAAUGACUGCAAUUGCACUCUACGGUAACUCAGUAUUAUAUGAUGGCAAUAUGAUGAAAGCAGCGCCUGUCAUAUCCAUAGACGACCGCAUCGCUCUGAUGAAGCGCAUGGCCGAUCUAGAAGAGGAGGUGAAUACUCUCAUCACGAGGCCUUCCAUGCCACCUGAAAUGGAAAAACUGCUCAACACUGCUCUAAACCGCGUCGAAGCACUCGAGGAAGAGUUGGCUACAACCCAGAAGGCACUUGAAGACUCGCUUGCUAAGCAAGCGGAGCUUCAAUCAGAGCUUGACAUAAAGAAAAAGAAGUUUUUCUACUGGUAAUUAAGAUGAUAGGUGUUCCUGUCUAACCUCAAAUCUUAAACAUUAGUUGAAGAGUUGUAAAUUUGGUGGCGUUUCUCUAUCAUAUCAGCCCCAUGGAUGCUAUAGCAUUCUGCUUUGUAUAAUUAUAUUUUCUGAAUAAUAUAUAAACAAUGUAUCAUCCUUCACAAUUGUGUAUAUAUCAUAUAUGUGUUAAUAAAACUAGGCAAUGAUUAUUUUUAACAA
Messenger RNA from Vicia villosa (hairy vetch), 2210 nucleotides. Its product is annotated as phosphatidylinositol/phosphatidylcholine transfer protein SFH3-like. Bases 270 to 1988 code for a protein of 572 amino acids. The record is from RefSeq and is a predicted model, not a curated record. Lineage: Eukaryota; Viridiplantae; Streptophyta; Magnoliopsida; Fabales; Fabaceae. The transcript is spliced from 15 exons.